UAGUGAUUUUUAACCGUUACAUUGGCAGUGCAAUGACAUUUACCAAAAUUCGCAAUUUUGUAAAUUAAUAACAAAUUUGAUAAAUCUGAAAGUGAUGGCAAGUAGAGUGGUUGCAACGGCUACUGUGAGGGCAGUGCGAAAAAGGCUAGCCCCAACAAGAGCGGCUCUAGUUCUGACACCAGCGGCUGUGAAUCGAGUCAAAGAAUUGUUAAAAGGACAGGAUAAUUUCGUAGGGUUAAAAAUUGGGGUUAAACAGAGGGGUUGUAACGGAUUGUCAUAUACUUUGGACUAUGUUGAUAAAAAGGAUAAGAUGGAUGAAGAAGUGGUCCAAGAUGGUGUCAGAAUCUUCAUAGAUAAGAAAGCACAACUCACAUUAUUAGGUACUGAAAUGGAUUACGUACAAAGCAAAUUGAGCUCAGAAUUCGUUUUUAAUAAUCCAAAUAUUAAAGGCACCUGUGGGUGUGGCGAAUCGUUCAACAUUUAGACACAAUUUUAAUCUAAUUAGUAUUUAUUUGUACAUAAACGUUACGUUUUAAUAAAAAAUAAUUACAAAAGUUUA
Molecule: messenger RNA, 559 nt
Organism: Tribolium madens (black flour beetle)
Lineage: Eukaryota; Metazoa; Arthropoda; Insecta; Coleoptera; Tenebrionidae
Gene: MagR
Product: iron-sulfur cluster assembly 1 homolog, mitochondrial
Exons: 5
Coding region: 95-484 (129 amino acids)
Biological process (GO): iron-sulfur cluster assembly
Cellular component (GO): cytoplasm; mitochondrion
Molecular function (GO): 2 iron, 2 sulfur cluster binding
Source: RefSeq, a predicted model, not a curated record